Molecule: messenger RNA, 4095 nt
Organism: Tuber aestivum (summer truffle)
Lineage: Eukaryota; Fungi; Ascomycota; Pezizomycetes; Pezizales; Tuberaceae
Source: the annotation of a GenBank genome assembly
AACACUCAUUUGGUCCUGAUCUUCCCUGAGCUCCCCUCGAUUGUUGUCCCCCCAUCACCGAAUAACCUCAACCUACUUGAGUGCAGGCUCUGCCCCAGUGUUACUAGAGUCCAGAAGAAUACCAUCAUCGCCACUUUGAUCGCCCCGUUCGUCGCCAUCAAAUAUUUGUUUAUCACACUUCUUUAUCUUUAACCCAAUUCUCACUCUUUUCUACCUCCUCGGAUCUGUCGUUGACAUCUUCAGCUCCUACUCUCCCCUACUAAAUUAUACGGUGGCUGGCUUGACGUUCCCUACUUUGCCUAAGUUGUGCUCCUUCGCUUGCUCGAAGGAAUCAGCGUUUCUGCUCUGGCCUCGAAAGUCAAAAUAGGUUUGCUAAGAGGUCACAGGGCCUCGCGUAGCAGCAAUGACCACAUUCGUGGCUUCCCUGUAAGCAUUUUCAUCCCUUCGGAGUUUCCCUCUGUCGUCGACUGCAUUUCAGCCCUACCCGAUCCGCCGGGAUACUGAUAUUUUCUAUGCAGCCACCUCCCCUAUACCGUCCAUUUUGACAAUGGCACCGAAACUCCUCAGCAUAGGUCUCCACUCGGAUCACCCACUGCCUCUCGGGAGAGGGCCCAUUCGGACUCCCAGAGGUCACCACCGCGAAUGAAGUUGGCAGCCAAUAUCAAUAACCGCGCCGAGGCAGUUCGCACUCCCUUUGAGACGCCAACUCCCGUGCCGAAUCUUCUCCAGACGCUUGGCAGAAGUCUCUCUUCGAUAUCGGCGAGCGAACCAACCCCUCCUUUAACCCCGACAGCCGCCGGGAGCCCUACAGGCGAGGAGCUCUUCUUCCAUCUCGGUGCCUCUGAAGAUGCGCUAUCAUGCUCUCCCAGUGGGCUGGUUUUUCCCCCAGAGCCCCGACACUCAAAACCGCAGGCGGGAACGCCACCACCGGGCUCUGUCGAGAAUAUUAUUGCCUCCGACGCGCAGGGUCUCGAAGAUAGCUACUUUCCUUUUCCCACCACCUACAAGCGCGAAAAGCGCCGGUCGUCUGCAUCUGAACGGAGUAGUUCAUUUACGGAUAAGUCUUGGCGCAUCGAAAGAACCGAUCAAGGCAAUGGUGGAUUGAAGAACGCCGUCGAGGCUGCAAUUUCUUCCGGGGUUAUGGAGGACAAAACCUGGGUUGGAACAUUGGGGUCUCCUGCGGAUGCCCUUGAGGAAUCGGUGAAAGUUGCAAUAGAGGGGCGUCUCCGCGAGGAUUACGAUUCACUUGUAGCUUUUCCAAAGGAUAAAGACUUCGAUAGCCAUUAUAACCAUUACUGCAAAGAGGUUUGAGUAAUCUCUCAAAGUUAUGCCCGUAAAUAUACUGAUUGUUUUUCCAGGUUCUGUGGCCUGUUUUCCACUAUCAAAUUCCGGAUCACCCAAAGAGCAAGUAAGCGGAGACGGCUCCUUGAAUUUUUGCAGGGGAAAAAUGGUAAAAGGUCUAAUUUGUAUCUGCAGGGCCUUUUUGGAUCACUCAUGGAAAUACUUUGAGACCGUUAAUCGUUGCGUUGCCGAAGUCAUCAUUAAGGAUUACAAGCGUGGCGAUACCGUUUGGGUUCACGACUAUCACUUGCUCCUAGUCCCCAGGAUGGUCAGAGAAGCCCUCGGCCCAGAGGCCAAGAUCGGAUUCUUUCUCCACGUGGCAUUCCCAUCCUCAGAAAUCUUCCGCUGCUUAGCGCAUCGUCAGCAGCUGUUGGAGGGGAUGUUGGGGGCUUCGUUGAUCGGAUUCCAGACGGAGGAGUACACACGUCACUUCUUGCAGACCUGCAGUAGAUUGCUGUGUGUCGAGGCCAAAAAUGAUGGGUUAGAGCUUGAUGACAGGUUUGUUAAUGUUAUUAACUUGCCGAUUGGUAUAAACCCCGUUCAACUGGAAGAGAAGAGGAAAGAAGAAAAGGUUCAGGAGUGGUUGGAUACCCUCAAGACGAGAUAUGCCGGAAAGAAGUUAUUCGUCGCCCGAGACAAGGUGUGUUCUCCCCGUCCUUCCGGGAUUAUUCUUGGCGCUUAUUAUUUCUAGUUGGACGGUGUGCGAGGUGUUAGGCAGAAAAUGUUGGCAUUUGAGCUCUUUCUAAAGAAACAUCCCGAAUGGGUCGGGAAGGUAGUUCUGCGGUUCGAAAUUUUUAGAUAUGAGUAUUAACAGUCACCAGGUCAUUUUGAUACAAGUCGCUCUCACUACGACUUCCAUUGUUGAGUCGCAAUCAACCGUUAUCGAUAUUGUAACUCGCAUUAAUUGCGUGUAUUCCACUUUGGAUUACCAACCGGUCGUAUACCUCCACCAAGACAUCAGCUAUCAACAGUAUCUCGCUCUCCUUGCUAUCGCUGACGCCCUCAUCGUGACGAGCCUUCGUGAUGGUAUGAACUUGACAAGUCAUGAGUUUGUUUACUGUCAGGAUGAGAAGCAUGCACCUCUUAUUCUCAGCGAAUUCACCGGGAGUGCUUCUGUGUUUGAUGGUGCCGAGAUAUCUGUGAACCCCUGGGACCAUAGCAAAUGUGCCGAUGCACUCUACCAGGCUCUCACAAUGCCGGAAGAAGAGAAGAGCGAGAGAUGGAAGAAGUUGCACAAGAUUGUUAUGCACCAUAAUGCAGCGUAUUGGUGUCAGACAUUCAUAAAUGAACUUGAUCGUGCUUGGGAAGAGCAACAGCGACGCGGUUCAACUACUAUCCCGAGACUAUCCACAAAGGCCCUUGUGGAGGCAUACGGGGAAUCCGAGAAGAGGGUUUUCUUUUUGGAUUAUGAGGGGACAUUAGCUUCUUGGGGUUCUCCUACAAGUAUUAUUCUCACAAGCCCCCAACGCACUCUGGACGUUCUGCACGACUUGCUUCUUGAUGAGCGAAAUGUGGUGUACGUGAUGAGUUCCAGAACUCCUGAGGUAUGGUUUCUAUUUUUUUAUCUUUCCCUUUAUUUUUAUUCCCUUGGGCCGAACGGCUCACGGUAUAGUACUGAUACGUGAUGCAGGAGCUUGAGCGUCUCUUCCACCGAGUUCCAGGAAUUGGGCUCAUUGCCGAGAGUGGCUGCUUUAUUCGCUUGUUACAAAACGACCGUUGGUUGCGCUUGGCGGACAAUAAGCUCCCGUGGAGGCGGAGUGUGAAAGAGAUUAUGGAUUACUACGCCGAAAGGACACCUGGUACUUUCGUAGAGGAACGGAAUUGCUCUUACAUAUGGCACUAUGGCAGGGCGGAAGAUCAGACACUCGCUGCACGGCAAGCUGGCGAAUGCUGCAAUCAUGUGAACGACUCAUGUGAGAGCUAUAAUGUUCAUGCAGUCCCCCUAGGCGGGGCAGUCCUGGUAGAGUCUAUGGACUGGACGAAGACUACUGCAGCACAAAAGGUCAUGGUCUUGGAGGCCGGACAGGACGAGCCCGGCACAGACUUCCUGAUGGUUAUGGGAGACGGCCGCGAUGACGAACCGGUCUUUGCUUGGGCGAAUGAAUUGGGCCGGAGUGGGGCAGUCAAGAAUGUAACGACUGUUAAAGUGGGAACCAAGAACUCUCAGGCAAAUACAACCAUCACCGGUAUUGCGGGUAAGUUUGAUUGCGAAAGGAUUGUUCUAGCAUGUGAGCGUGCCGAAUGGUUGGCUGACAAUUUUCCGCGAAUUAGGUGUGCUCACUGCCUUGCAUAAGCUCCCUGCUACAAUUCCCGAUUUUUAAGCGGGGCUUCUAUUUUGUUUUUAUUUCUGAUCAAUUAGGCGUCGGGAUUUCCCUUUUCUGCCGGGCUCUCUUUAUUUUCUUUUGGAAAUCUGUAAGGUUGAUAUCAAAAACACCUGCUUGCGCCCCUUUCUCACCCCUAAUCUUCUCUUUUUUAUUGCUUUCUUUUUUCGUCUGGGGGAUCAGUCGGUGGCAAUUAUUGGGAUGCCGUAGGGUAUUGAUCUGAUUGUCGAUCUGCCUUGCUGGUUCGCAGGACCUCUCUCUCUUUCAUUCAUCUCCUUCUCUCAGUCGGGGGUCAGUCGGUUGGCCCCCCUCUGAACGGACGAAUGUUUCUGCAUGGUGUACUGUACACAUCUAACCCGGGUACCUACAUAGAUGAGGCCUCACUCGGGGGGGGCUGAGAAGAGCGGAAUGAUUGAAUUACGAAUUGGAAUUU